AUGGCCCAAACUCGCCGCAAACCCGUUCCCAACAAGCACAUGCAACCACACCCCCCAGCCCCAGCCCACCUGCGCGGGAAUCAACCUCGCGCAGCACCGCAGAUGCAAUAUCGGCCACAGCACCACAAUGGCUCCAGCCCACAGCUUGCCCACCUCAGAAACCAGCAGAAUGUCCAAGGCCGGCAAAUCGCCCGCAACAGCGCUCAGAUAAACCAGCAUUCUGCGGCGUUGCAACACCAGGCUGCCAAUCAGCAUCGCCAGAGUAAUGCGCAGCAAAAGCAAAUGGCCAAGCAAAAUGCUCAGAUGCAGCAGCAAAUGGCAAAGAGCAAUGCUGCGAUGCAAAAACAGAUGGCCAAGCAGAAUGCAGCGAUGAAGCAGCAGAAUGCCCGGAUGGGUCAUGAGCUGCAGGCUAUGAAGCGCCAGCAACAGCAGCAACAGAAGCAGGGGAACAAGAAGAAGGUUUUGGCAGGUGCUGCGGCCGGAGCGGCUGUGGGUGCUGGUGGCGCCAUGUUGGUGGAGGAGUGGUACGAAGAGAGGUGGAUUCAUGAGCAGGUUCAGAGGGAGGAGCGAGAGGAAAGCGACGAUGAAGAGAGUGACGGGGGCCAAGACCAGUAUAGCAGCGAAUCUGAGCAUAGCAAUGGUGGGGGUUAUUGGCCUGAAGAGAAUACCCAGGAGACCAGGGGAAAUAGUGGCGACGAUGAUGGCUGCAAGGUCGGGCUGCAGACGCGUCGGGACGGAAGCAUGGGUGAAAGGGGCCUUGAUGAGGCCGAGUCCAAAGAGGGAUUGGUCCCUGUCAAAGCUGGUCCCACAGGCCUCGUACUGGUUAUGGAGGACAACGGCUGCCCGCGCAUGAUCCUAGCCAAUAUACCACAUCCUGCACCUUUACCGCAGCCAUCGUACAACGGAUACGAGACGCUCAGGGUUAAGUAUAACUUUGACGUUACCGAUCUCGCUAGCUUUACAGAUGUAGACCUCGGCAAAAUUGCUUACCUGUCGCUGAGAGACCAACCAGCCCGCCUCGUUAGCCUUUUGCACAAGCGAUCAUCAUCCUUUCUGUCCUAUCUUCCAAGUCGAUAUGGGUCUAACCAAUGUCUUGAUGAUGCAAUACAUUGCGUGGCUGCUCGAGCCGGUCAAAUGCUUGGCUUCCCAACUCGUGCAUCGACGCUACCUGCGUUAUACGUAAAGGCUCUGAACAGCCUUCAGGCUGCGAUUGAGGAUAAAACGCAGUACCUGGAAGCGGAUGUCUACUGCGCAACAAGACUUCUAGCCAUUUACGAGUUAAUUGGCCUGCCUGACGCAAAUCACUGGAUCCACCAUAACCGGGGCGGAAUUAAACUAGUCGAGCUUAGGGGGCCCGAGAACCAUAAAUCUGAGUUUGACUGGUUGCUUUUGAGAAGCCAAGGUCCAUCCAUUGUUCGUCCCCUUCUCUCCCUCCGCGUUCUGGUAGACGAAAUGUAUCGGAAGCAAGCCUCAAUAUUCGAAGAUUUGGGGUGGCAGCGGUUCUUCGCACAUGCAUCCAAGGCAGAAACGGACGCUGACUCCAGUCUCUGGUGGGAAUUCUUCGGGGCAAUCAGUUUCAUGCCGGGUAUAUUGAGAGAUAUGAGGGUUUUAUUCAGCAAUACACUAGGACACUCCCAAUACCUGGCGAAGAGCUGGAAUAUCCUUGAGCGAACGAACAAAAUGCACACAACAUUGCAUGAGAGCCACAUUCGCUACCAACAGAGGCCGCCAUAUCCACCUUCUCUCUUUGACCUCCCAGUGUGCGCCGAAUCUACUGUUCGAGUCAGACUUCGCGGAUUCCUGCUAUAUGUCAUCAUGUAUAUAAGCCGCGUUACAGCAACUCUUUCUCCGGAUGAGGCAGAGUGUGCUGUUAGUGAAGCAGAGGCACAGGCCUUCGCAACGCAGGCCCUGCUCACCGAGAAAAUGACGGCACAGCUGGAUCCCACUAUGACUUGGCAUUUGGAGCAGCGGAAUGCUCUUGCUCAUUCUAUCAUACAAACAAGAGAUAAAUGGGCAUCUCCUCUACCAUAUCGCUUGCCGUGGGAAGAGCGAAAAUGCUACCUGGCACAACGGUGGCUAGAGUGGGAGGACUCGUGGAGAGAUGGGGUUUUGACAGUAGAGUUGGAAGAGGCCUGA
Molecule: messenger RNA, 2136 nt
Organism: Aspergillus bombycis
Lineage: Eukaryota; Fungi; Ascomycota; Eurotiomycetes; Eurotiales; Aspergillaceae
Exons: 4
Coding region: 1-2136 (711 amino acids)
Source: RefSeq, a predicted model, not a curated record